Mauremys mutica (yellowpond turtle) is the source of this 3099-nucleotide messenger RNA. It is a transcript of the gene NOP14, whose product is annotated as NOP14 nucleolar protein. The coding region runs from base 276 to 2885 and encodes 869 amino acids. Gene Ontology annotation, cellular component: small-subunit processome; nucleolus; Noc4p-Nop14p complex. Gene Ontology annotation, biological process: maturation of SSU-rRNA. The transcript is spliced from 18 exons. NCBI's taxonomy places the organism in Eukaryota, Metazoa, Chordata, Testudines, Geoemydidae. The record is from RefSeq and is a predicted model, not a curated record.
AUGUGAGCGGUAGUCAGUAGAGACGCUGGACAGGCUGAUUAGGGACUCUGGUCGAGCCUUUAGAUCUCACGAUACUUAGAAGCUCUCGCGCGAGGUGGUGCGUUCACACAGCGGGGGGCAGCUUGGGGCAGUUUAAGGUCGCCCCCCCCGGUCGCCAUUUUGUUUAGCGUGGCUCGCUCCACAGGCCCAUUCCCUCUACCUCAGGAGCCUGUACAAGACCGUAGUCCUGGUUCUUUAUGCUGCUGAGUGAGUAUUGACCCCAGCCACCCACGACAAUGGGGAAGUCAACUAAGCAGAGGAGAAAGGGCCAAGUGGCUGCCAGGGCCAAGGGCCCAAGUGGGGCAGGGACAGCGUUGGUCAAGAACAACCCUUUCGAGGUGAAGGUCAACAAGCAGAAGUUUAAUAUCUUGGGGAGGAGAACCAAACACGACGUGGGGCUGCCGGGCGUCUCGCGGUCCAAGGCUGUCAAGAAGCGUACACAAACUUUGCUGAAAGAAUACAAAGAACGGGAAAAGUCCAAUGUAUUUAAAGAUAAGCGUUUUGGUGAAUAUAAUACCAAAAUAAGCCCAGAGGAGAAGAUGAUGAAGAGGUUUGCAUUGGAACGACAGCAAAAUCAUGAAAAGAAAAGUAUCUAUAAUCUCAAUGAAGAUGACGAAUUGACCCAUUUUGGCCAAUCUUUAGCAGAUAUUGAAAAACUUAAUGAUGUUAUUGAUAGUGACAGUGAUACUGAAGAAAGAGGAAUAUUGUCAGCUGAGCUAACUGCUGCUCACUUUGGAGGGGGUGGAGGUCUCCUUCGUAGGAAAGCACUCACUGGAGAACAAGAUGAAGAGGAGGAAAAACCUAAAUCUCGCAAGGAGCUCAUUGAAGAGCUGAUUGCCAAAUCCAAAAAAGAGAAGAGAGAGAGACAGACUCAGAGAGAGAAUGCCUUGGAACUCACAGAAAAACUUGACACUGACUGGAAAGAAAUCCAAACCCUUCUGUCCCACAAAACCCCCAAGUCAGAGAGGAAAGAUAAAGAAGAGGAGAAACCCAAGCCUGAUGAGUAUGAUAUGAUUGUUCGAGAACUUGGGUUUGAGAUGAAGGCGCAACCCUCUGACAGGAUGAAGACUGAGGAAGAGUUGGCGAAAGAGGAGCAAGAAAGACUCCAGAAAUUAGAGGCCGACCGACUGCGUCGAAUGCAUGGAAAAGAUGAACAGGAGAACAAAAAGAAACCCAAGCAUAUGUCAGCUGAUGAUUUAGCAGAUGGCUUCAUCCUGGAUAAAGAUGAUAGACGUUUACUUUCUUAUAAAGGUGGAAAACUCAAUGUUGGAAAUGACAAGGAAGAAGGUGGGAAUGAAAAAGAGGAGGGAGAGAGUGAAGAAGAGAGUGAGGGAGAGCCUGGUGGAGAAGAUGAGGAAGAAGCAAUUGUUGAAGAAGAUGAUGCUACAGAUAGUCCCUCUGACCUUGAAUCUGACAUGGGGAGUGAGGAAGAGGUCACUGCAAAUGAAGAACAGAAGGAGAAACACAAAGGAAAUGAAGAGAGAUUGCAAAGUGAGGAAGAACAGAAUGCUAAAAUAGAAGCUGCCAGAUCUGAGCUUCCAUACACAUUUACUGUUCCAGAAUCCUAUGAGAAACUUAAAUCUUUACUGUUUGGAAGAAUAAUAGAAGAACAGCUAGUUAUCUUAGAGAGGAUUCAGAAGUGCAAUCAUCCAAGCCUUGCAGUGGGAAACAAAGCAAAGUUAGAAAAACUGUUUGGCUUCCUUCUGGAGUACAUUGGGGAAUUAGCAACUGUGGAGCCACCAGAGCUCAAAACAAUUGACAAAUUGGUCCUGCCGUUGUACAGUCUUUGCCAGAUGUUUCCUGAAGCUGCAAGUAACAGCGUUAAGUUUGUCCUCCAAGAUGCUGCACAUGACAUGGAAGAAAUGAUUGAAGUCAAAGGCCGUGCAACAUUUCCAGGGCUAGACAUGCUCAUUUAUUUGAAAAUUACUGCAAUACUAUUUCCUACCUCUGACUUCUGGCACCCAGUAGUAACACCUGCAUUGGUAUAUAUGAGUCAGUUACUUAAUAAGUGCCAAGUCAUGACACUACAAGAUGUUGUUAAAGGAUUGUUUGUGUGCUGUUUGUUCCUGGAAUAUGUAUCACUAUCUCAACGAUUCAUACCAGAACUUAUCAAUUUCCUCGUUGGAGUACUUCACUUAUCUAUACCUCAGAAACGACCACAAGGCUAUAUUCUAGUACAUCCUUUCAGACCAGCAGGAAAAAAUUCAGAAUUACUCUUGGUCUGUGAUAAGAAGGAUAUGGAGACCUGGAAAAAGCAAAAUCUGCCACUCAGUAUUGUGACUAGAUUAAAGGAAAGCAGCAAAACAGAAAUGAAUCAUUUCAGGUUAUCAUGUCUAGCCAUGUGUUUGGAUCUCAUUAAGAAAUGUGCAGCUUUGUAUGAAUCUUUGUCAUCCUUCCAUGAAAUAAUGCAGCCCAUCAGAGUACUUCUUACAGAACAUAUACCAGUGAGUGAAUACCCUGAACCACUGCAGGAGUUGCAUCAAAAUGCUCUGAAAGAGCUAGAGGACAAAGGAAAACACUAUACCCCGUUGGUAUGUGAGAAAAAGAAGCCUGUGCCAUUGAAACUGUACAUGCCCAAAAUUGUGAAAGUCCUCGAGUUUGGGAGGAAACAGGGAGGCAGCAAGGAGGAGCAGGAAAGAAAGAGGCUGAUUCACAAACACAAACGUGAAUUUAAAGGAGCUGUUCGGGAGAUCCGGAAAGAUAACCAAUUCCUGGCUAGAAUGCAGCUUUCAGAAAUUAUGGAAAGGGAUUCUGACAGAAAAAGAAAAGUGAAAAAUCUUUUCAAUAGCCUUGCUACACAGGAAGGUGAAUGGAAGGCAAUGAAGCGGAAGAAGUUUAAAAAUUAGACAUUGACAUUCUACAACAGGAAACCAUGGGACAUUAUAUUUUUACUUUCAGGUAAAAUAUAUAAACUGAUGGAUUUUGAGGAGACUUUAUAUCUUGGUGCAUUCCUUUUGUGGAAAACAGGUUUCUUCAAGAACAGUCUGAAAAAGGAUUCUGAUAAAUUGGUUAGCUGGCUGUAUUUUUUCAUGUGAAAAAUAAAGAUAACAUCCUUUUGUA